Molecule: messenger RNA, 267 nt
Organism: Carlito syrichta (Philippine tarsier)
Lineage: Eukaryota; Metazoa; Chordata; Mammalia; Primates; Tarsiidae
Gene: CUNH5orf46
Product: chromosome unknown C5orf46 homolog
Exons: 3
Coding region: 1-267 (88 amino acids)
Source: RefSeq, a predicted model, not a curated record
AUGGCUGUCUCAGUACUUCGGUGGACAAUUGUCCUAGGACUGCUUGUCUUAAUCCUGACCUGCCAUGCGGAAGACAAGCCAGACAACAAGCCAGAUGACAAACCAGAUGACUCAGGCAAAAAACCAGAGCCAGAUUUCCCCAAAUUUCUCAACCUCCUGGGUUCGGAGAUCAUUGAGAAUGCUGUAGAGUUCAUCCUUCGUUCCAUGACCAGGGGCACAGGAUUUCGGGAAUUUGAUGAUAAAAAAGGAGACUAUUCAUCAAAGUGA